Anguilla anguilla (European eel) is the source of this 1638-nucleotide messenger RNA. RefSeq names its product Golgi apparatus membrane protein TVP23 homolog A-like. The coding region runs from base 706 to 1317 and encodes 203 amino acids. The transcript has 8 exons. NCBI's taxonomy places the organism in Eukaryota, Metazoa, Chordata, Actinopteri, Anguilliformes, Anguillidae. Gene Ontology annotation, biological process: protein secretion; vesicle-mediated transport. Gene Ontology annotation, cellular component: Golgi membrane. The record is from RefSeq and is a predicted model, not a curated record.
ACACUGGUCACCAGUGGUGAAUUUGGUAAUGUUAUAUUCAAACGAGUUUAAACCCUUGUUAUGCCAUGAAGUUUAACUUUUUCACUCAUUCAUUGUCCACGUUGUGACAUUUAUCGCGCUCCGAUAAAAUAAUGCGUGUUCCUUUGUAUUUUAAAAGAUAAUAAUGAUUCUUCUUCGUCUAUCCGCAACAACAACAACCAUAAUAAUAGUAAUAAUAAUUACUAUUAUUGUCAUAAUUGUUAUUGCUUUACGAUGGAACAUGUCUGAUAGAAAUAGGUGGUCGUGAAAAGCAGAAAUCAUUGCAGCCUGAUAUCUGCAUACUUGGCAGUAAAUUGCACCGAAAUGAAGCGUUCGAAAGAAUUAGUUUUAGAAGGACCAUUUUUUUCACCAGCUCUUUUGUAUACAAUUUUGUAAAUGUGCAGCCAUAAAUGCACAUGGCAAAACAGAAUACGCAUUUGUUUCUAGGUGUCUUUUUAUAUAAACGCCACACCUGCUGCAACGCUGUAUCUCAUGCGACAGUCCAUGACGCUUUGUAAUGGUUCCAUUUUCCAUAUGGUGCAGUUGCUUGAUUCUGACGAGUUGUGACUCGGAAACAUUUAAAUGCAACACACAGAUUUUUUUAUUAUAGUAACCGUAAUAGAUGGGUCAAAUUAUUUGUGAAGAAACAAAAAAAUAAUCCAAAUUCAUACUCACCGCGCUCGUGAAAUGAAGCAGGCAUUGGAUGAUACUGAGGAUGUUUCGCUGGAUUUCGGAGCAGAGGAGGAAGAACGGGCGCUAAGGACUGCGAAAAUAAGACACCCCAUGGCUACGUUUUUCCACUUGUUUUUUCGCGUAAGUGCCAUCAUUACUUACCUGUUCUGUGACUGGUUCAGCAAGAGUUUCGUCGCCUGUUUCGUCAUGAUCAUCACCCUUCUCUCCUGUGACUUCUGGUCUGUAAAGAAUGUGACUGGGAGACUGCUGGUGGGCCUUCGCUGGUGGAAUCAGAUUGAUGAAGAUGGGAAGAGUCAUUGGGUGUUUGAAGCCAAGAAGCCGUGUCUGCAGAACAAGACUACAGCGACCGAGGCAGAGGCCAGGAUCUUCUGGCUGGGGCUCAUCAUCUGCCCUCUCAUCUGGACCGGCUUCUUCUUCAGCACACUCUUCUCUCUCAAGCUGAAGUGGCUGGCCCUGGUCAUAGCUGGCAUCUCUCUCCAGGCUGCGAACCUUUAUGGCUACAUCCGUUGCAAGGUUGGGGGAGAGGAGGGUGUUCCCAGCUCUGCUUCCUCCCUUCUUGGACAGCAGUUUCUCCAGAGGCCGGAUAUAAUUUUUGGCGUGCUAUAAAAGAAGGUUAACAGUUGGAGACUGUGCAAUGUGUCAGUGUGUAGGUGUGAUGGCUAAUAUAUGACAUGGACGCUGUCUGUACUGAAGCAUCAAUUUAACCAGGCUGUACCGCUUCAACUUACAGUAUGCACUCUAGUGUGGAAGAUAAUCCCAACAGGUUUUACCUUUGCAGAAAAGAACAAAUAAAAAAAAAAUAAAAAAAUUAUGCUUAUAAUGAAAAAUAAUUAAUUGAGAAUGAACUUUUAUUUUAAUGCCUGGAACGGGCAGUAUAUUCAAUGUAAGUUUUGUCUGUACACAAUAAAUGCACCUUUUUUCUUUGCA